UUUAGGUGUUGCGACCACCCAAACACAAACCCUCCUUACCCUUUUCCUUCAUCUUCUCUCUCACAGAGCUCUCUCUCUCUCUCUCUCUCUCUCUCCCUCUCCUCUGCAACAGUUUCACCAUUGCUCCUCAAACCCCUAGAUUUUCUCAUACAUACGCUCUUCGCUCUUCGCUCUUCGCUCUUCGCUCUCCUCUCUUCUCUCUCCCUCACUUCUUCUCCAUAUCCCCAAACAAAUCCCCUUCUUCCACCGCCAUGGCUGACCCCAACUUCGAUCUCCCCGACGAUCUUCUCUCCUCUCGCCCCUCCGAUCACUCCUGGACUCCCAAAGUGGAAGCUUCUGGAGGGAAUGAUGAGGAGAAGGGACUCGCGGCAUUCCUUGAUGAGUCGAAAGAUCCAGUGGCAUCAGAGAGCAGCAUACCGCUGUCCCCUCAAUGGCUAUAUGCCAAACCCAGUGAAACUAAGAUGGAAAUGCGUGCUCCAACCCCAGUGUCCCUUGCUAACUCCACUGAUCUCAAUCAGAAAGAGGGUUGGCGUCCAGAUGGGUCCGAGGACAAGAAGGAUUGGAGGAAAAAUACUUCUGAGAAUGAAAGUGGCCGCCGUUGGCGAGAGGAAGAGAGAGAAACUGGCUUACUUGGUGGUCGUCGAAGGAAAACUGAGCGCCGCAUUGACAUAUCAUCUAAGGAGACAUUGGAGAGUAGAGUCCUGCCUAAUUCAGACAGAUGGCAUGAUGGCCGUACUUCUGGGCAUGAUAGUCGUACUUCUGGUCAUGAUGGACGACGCGACAGCAAAUGGACAUUGAGGUGGGGACCGGAGGACAAAGAUAAGGAAUCACGGACGGACAAGCGAUCAGAUGCUGAUAAGGAAGAUAUUCGCAAUGACAGUCAAUCAGUGAGUAGCAAUCGCCCUGCCUCUGAGCGGGACUCUGAUUCACGUGAUAAAUGGAGGCCUCGCCAUAGGAUGGAAACCCAUUCUGCUGGCUCAACUUCGUCUCGUGCUGCACCUGGGUUUUCACUUGAGAGAGGACGGGGAGAUGGGUCUAAUUUAGGAUUUGCAAUUGGACGAGGAAGGUCAAGUACUAUUGGGAGAUCAUCUACUGGUCCCACAGGAGUUCCACACUUGGAUAAGAUUGAAAAUGUUCCUGGGAAACCAAGAUACUCAUCUCAUGCUUUUUGUUACCCCAGGGGUAAGCUUCUUGACAUAUAUCGGAGGCAAAAACUCAAUCCAUUGUUUUCAGCUCUCCCCGAUGAUAUGGAUGAAUUACAGCAUGUGACUCAACCUAGUGUCGUAGAACCAUUAGCUUUUGUUUCUCCAGAUGCUGAGGAGGAGGCUAUCCUGGGUGACAUAUGGAAGGGGAAGAUCACAAGUAGUGGGGUCUUAUACAAUUCAUACAAAAAGGGGAAGCCAACUGAAUGUGUUUUAGGAGAUGUAGACUGCAUAGAGGGAGAUGAGGCUGAACUAGAAUCAACUGUAACAUCGGAGAAUGUAGCAGAUGAUCGAUAUACUGAACAAAAAUGGAGUGCCAUUGCUGCAACUCCAAAUGAUGAUACUGCUAUUCCUACUCAUGAAAUUGACGAUGCACGUCAGGAUGCUGGUGACAGGACGCUGUGGAGUCGUCCUUCAGUGAUGAGGGAUGUCCUUGAUGGAAAAUAUACCAGCCAUAAGGAAGAGGAAGAAAGGUCCCAUGCAGCUGUUUCUGUGUUCGGCUCAGAUGGGCCGACUCACACAGUUCCUACCGUAGCUUCCCAACGUGGGAUGGAGAUUGGUGGUGGACACCCUGCUAGUCAGCUAAAUUUUGGUGUGAAUGGGCGAGCAGAUUCUGAUCAUAAAAAGCCUCAUAACUUUAACGAAGUUGAGUUUGCAAAUUCUCUUGACGUCAGAUCCAAGCUUCCUGAUGAUCCUAGUUCAAUUUUCUUUAUUCCCUUCUCUGAGAAAAAUCCAAAUAAAGGUUCUGAUGUGAAGUGUGAGGAGUUGAGUUUGUUCUAUCUUGAUCCUCAAGGAGUUAUCCAGGGGCCGUUUAUAGGGGCUGACAUCAUUUUGUGGUAUGAACAAGGUUUCUUUGGGUUGGACCUGCCAAUCAGGUUGGCAGAUGCCCCUGAAGGAACCUCAUUCUGUGAGUUGGGGGAGCUUAUGCCACAUCUGAAAGUUAGAGAAGGAAGUGUUGAUUGUGCUGAUACAAAAUCUCUUUCAGGCCUGUCUGGGGCCUCGGGAGGAAUAAUGGAGACCAGUUUACCUUCUAAGCAUCCAGCUCUUGAUAUGAAUGAUGCAUCCACAACAAAUGAGGUUCGUCGGUCACUGGCCGAAUUACAUAGCUUCUCCAAUCAACACAUUCCAUCUGGAAUGUCYGACACUGAAGCACCAUUUCAAUUGCAUUCCAAGGGUCCAGGCUUUCAUGAUGUUGUUGCACAGGAUGAAGAAAUUGUGUUUUCUGGAAGACCUGGAAAAGCUGGUUAUCAAAUUCCAAACUCUUCUGGAGUACUUCCUUUGGUGAAUUCUAUUAGCCAACCUUCUCUUUUAAAUGAGUUGACAGAUUGCAGUGUGCCUGUUCAGAAUGAAAAUAAGUUGCACCCUUUUGGAUUGCUGUGGUCUGAGCUGGAAGGUACAAAUAUGAAACCAGUUGAAGGCACAAAUCCGAAACAUGCCAAGCCAGUUAAUAUGCCUUCAAGCAUGGGAAGAACUGCUCCAUUAGUUGGGAAGGCAGAAGCAUCUCUCAAUGCAGAGACUUGGCUCGAUGUUUACAGAAGAAGUAUGCACUCUGACCAGAGUGUAUACCAGGAUGCAAAUGUUGCUCAUUCCCUUCCACAUAUAGAACAAGAAUCCAAUAGGUUUGAUUUGGUGGCAGAUCAACUAAUGUCGCAUCAGUAUCAACAGGCUCUCCAACAGCGGAAUUUGUUAUCUCACACUAAUGAAGCUGCCUUAGAUCAUCAUAUGCAACAGCAGAAUCUUCUUCACCAGCAACUAUUGGCUAAUAGAACUACUCCUGAUAUUGAUCAUUUCAUGAACCUUCAGUUGCAACAACAACAGCAGCGGCAGCUGCAGCUACAACAUCAAUUGCAGCAGCAGCAGUUGCAGCAGCAGCAAAAACUUUUGCAGGAACAGCAUCAAUCUCAAGUCCAACAGGUGCUGCUUGAACAGUUGUUGCGUCGACAAAUUCACGAGUCAGGCCUUGGGCAGUCACAUAUUGAUCCAAUUAGAGCCAAUAGUGCUCUUGAUCAGGCAUUAUUAGAGCAACGAUAUUUACAUGAGCUACAGCAACAGUCUCAUCAUCAACAAAGAUCUCUUGAUCCAUCUUUUGAGCAGCUUAUUAAAGCAAAGUUUGGUCAUCUGCCACCACAACAAGAACAUCAAAGAGAUUUGUCUGAAUUAAUAUCUCGGGCUCAGCAUGGACAGAUGCAAUCCUUGGAUCAUCAAAUUCUCCAGCAGGAGAUGCUACAGUCAAGACAGUUGUCUAUGGCAUUAAGGCAGAGGGCCAAUAUGGAGGACAAGAGACAUGUUGGGGGUCCUAUCUGGCCAGAGGAUGAGGCUGAUCAGCAGUUUUUCAGGGGACAUGCCGGUGGUCAACGUUUACCAUCUUCAGGGUUUGAUUUAUACCAGCAUCAACAGAGGCAAUCUCAUGUAGAUCAGCUGAGUCACCUUGAGCGCAAUCUUUCAUUUCAAGAUCGGCUUAGRCUAGGUCUUUAUGAGCCUGCUUCACUUCCACUUGAGAGGUCAAUAUCCUUUCCUGAUGUUGCUCAGGGGAUGAAUCUGGAUGUUGUUAAUGCUAUGGCUCGUGCUCGUGCUUUAGAAUUGCAAGAAUCCAGUGCACAUAAUCCACCUGGUGGUCAGCUGGGGCAAUAUGCACCUGGUGCCAUUCCACAGAAUCCUCACCACCCUCUAGUCAGUAACCAAUUUCAUGUUUCGCAUUUUGAUGGAACUGAAGGCAGCUGGUCUGAGAAAAAUGAGCGGCUUGGAAAUGAUUGGAUGGAGUCUCGCAUUCAACAACUGCACAUCAAUGCUGAGCAACAGAAAAGGGAGUUGGAAGCUAAAAUGAUUUCUGAAGAUCCAACUUUAUGGAUGUCAGACGGGUUUAAUGAUGAAAAGUCAAAGCAGUUAUUAAUGGAACUCCUUAAUCAGAAAUCUGUGAAUCAAUCUACAGAACCCUCGGAUGUAGGAAAUGGAGCACCCUUCAAUACUACAUCAUCUGGUCUCUUUGCUGGACCAGGCUCUCUGGAUCAGUCGUUCAUUCUUCAUUCAGGCAAGGAAAGAGGGUUGAACAACUCAUUGCCAGUGGGGUCUUAUGUUUCUAAUUCAUAUGAACCACUGGAAGAUGAGCAUCCUGGCAGCUUGGCAAGCAAUGAAAAGGUGCCAUACAGGCCCGAUUCUGGCUCUGUUGUCAAGGGAGUUUCACUUUUGGGUGGUCUUAAAACUAAUGGUGCAAUUAACAGUGCUAGUUCUAGCUUGGCCGGAAACCUUUCUAUGAAUAAAGAAGUCUUAGAGGUGGAGGGCAGGAGUCGUGGACUGAAAGGUGAGGGUUUGAUGAAGACUCAGACUUUUCAAAUUCAAGAAAGCAUGCUUGAACAAGGGGCAUCUGCUGAUCAUGGGGAUUUUUCAAUAGAUACUCAUACCCUUAGUCGGCACUCUUCUGUUGGUUCUGCUGGCUUUCACAAUGAAAAGAUUGCUAAUACGUUUCCAGAAGAGAUUGCUAAAGACCCGGUGACCAUUCACAAUAAAGAUAAUACAUUAUUGAAACGCCCUCCUGUCUCACGCUCUUCAGCAUCCCAGGAUGGAUUGUCUGUUCUGGUUUCUGAACCAGUUGCUAGAGGGAAGAAUUCGUUGAGCAAUGUUGCUGAUGUUUUAGGAGGAAGACCCGACCCAACUGCUAUUUUGGUGAACCAAGAAAACAUGGGUGCUGUAAAGAAAGAGAUGCGCUUCCGACGCUCUUCUUCUUGCAGCGAUAGCGACGUAUCAGAGACAUCAUUUAUCGAUAUGCUGAAGAAGACAGCUCCACAAGAUGCCCAUUCGACAAUGAGUGGAGUCUCGGAGCCAUCGGAUGGAAUGCAGGGAGGGAAAGGUGGGAAAAAGAAAGGGAAGAAGGGGAGACAAAUAGACCCCGCGUUACUCGGUUUCAAAGUCACCAGCAACCGGAUUAUGAUGGGUGAAAUUCAACGCUUAGACGAUUAGAGACCCGAUAGAAAUUGAAUUUUUUUUUUCUUUCUUGUUCCAAUCAUUUUUGUAGAAUGUGCAGUUUCUUCUUUCCUUGUUUUUAACCCUCUUUGUAAGUUGCUGUAUAGGUUUUUAGAGGUAAAAACAUGUGCAGGUAUGUAUUCUUAUUCUUUUUUCUUUUUCCCAGCAGUUGUAAAUGAUCAAAUUUGAGUUGAAUUGGUACCACACAGAUUAAUGUGCUGCUCAAAUACCAAACCUUUGUACAGAAACUUCAAAGAGAGUUGAGGGGAAAUCGCUAAAGAUAUCAAAAUUGGUUGAA
This is a messenger RNA of Momordica charantia (bitter melon), 5457 nucleotides long. Its product is annotated as GYF domain-containing protein. The record is from RefSeq and is a predicted model, not a curated record. Lineage: Eukaryota; Viridiplantae; Streptophyta; Magnoliopsida; Cucurbitales; Cucurbitaceae. Gene Ontology annotation, molecular function: protein binding.